AUGAACUGGAAGCAGCACAAUUUCGAGGGCUUCCAAGGACUGAAGGCGGGAGUCACCGCGACAAGCUUCUUGGAGGAGCUCCAGAGGGCCUUUGGGGAUUCUAACGCAGAACAAGUCGCUGCUGCCCGACUCAUGGCCCUUCGCCAGGGCAGACGGUCCUUUGCCGACUACAUCUCCGACUUUGAAAUGCUGGCUGCGGACGCCGGAUACAAUGUGGUCACCACCACCAAUGACCAGGGCGAAUACAAGAAGGGGGAUCAAGACAAUAUCCUCAUCAAGUUUCUUGAGCGCGGGCUCAGCAGCGAGAUUGCGAGCUGCCUCUACAACACCAGUGUUCCCCUGCCCAAGGCAUACGGCGCCUUCAAGAACUGGUAUGUUAACAUCGAGGCCAAUGCCUUGCGUGACCAGCUGCGAACCACGUCAACAAAGACCAAAAAGGGGAGCAUCGCUCCGAAGGCUCAAUCCUUGGAAAAGGAGGAAACGCCUAAGGAAUCUGCCAAAAUCAAGGUUCCAGAAGCACCCAAACGCACCAGGGUGCCAGAUGCUGUCCAGAGGAAAUUGGCGGCCGAGAAACAGAAGGGCCCCCAGCCCAGCAGGUUGGCGCAGGAAUUGUGCAGUUACCAGGCCGAAAGGAAGAGGCAUUCGAUGGACGUAUAUGUCCAGAUCACGGGUCUGGACUCAGGGAAAACGCACGGAGUCAAGGCGCUGCUCAAUAGCGGCUGCAGUACCUGCCACAUCGAUACUGACUACGCACAGGCGGAGAAGUUGGAUAUCCAAGAGCUUCCACAACCCAUUGUGGCUCGUAAUGCCGACAACACCAAGAACAUCAGCGGUCGGAUCAUGCACUACGUCGAUCUGAGGAUGAGAAUCGGUCCUCAUGUGGAGACACGCAUGUUCCUUCUGACGUGCUUAGGGAAAGCCCGGAUCUUCAUCGGUCUUGAUUGGCUGAUGGAACACAACCCCAAGGUGGAUUGGCAGGAGCAGACCAUGAGAUUCAGCCGAUGCCCAGAGCGGUGUCACAUGAGGGGUCACGAGGAACAUCAAGCGAUGAUUGACAUAGAUGCAAUCGACCUGGACACGGGCACACCGGAUCUGGAAGAGGGAGAAUCGAUCCUGCUGGUCGAUUUUGGGAAGGAAGGACCUGCGGCUGAAGGAAACGCCGGC
Mycena citricolor is the source of this 1164-nucleotide messenger RNA. The record is from the annotation of a GenBank genome assembly. Lineage: Eukaryota; Fungi; Basidiomycota; Agaricomycetes; Agaricales; Mycenaceae.